CUUUUUUUGCGAGGAGCUUGGCCCGCCUGCCCGCCGAGACCGACCGACCACCGAACUUCUUCAAUGGCCUGAUUCGGAGCAUCCCCGAGAAUUUGCUAGGCCAAUUCGACAUCACUACCACUGCCACUGCCACUGCCACAGCGACCACUACCACCACCGUAUACGACCAAUUUCCUCCGGCGACGAUUCAAGAGUGACGCCGACUCCCCGAGCAUGCUUUCCAGAACGAUCCCAAGGAGAUGGGCCUCCUCGCUGCGGAGCGCCGCCGCACGACAGACGCAGCAGCAGCAGCUCAGAGCGCAGACGCAACGGAGAUGGGCGACAGCCGCGCCGAAGCCCGGGUCGGGACCGCUGAUGGAGCGCCGCGCCGACCGAGAACUCCCAGACCUCAGCCAAAUCACCUUCCGCUGGUCCCGCACUCUGCCCCUCUUCGCUGCCGUCAUCGCCGCCUGCAGCGUCGCCAUUUUUAACUACCAAAAGUCGUCGUCCCCAGUCAUCGCCUCGACGCUGUACGCGCUGCGGACGUCGCCCGCCGCGCGCGAGCUGCUGGGCGACGAGGUGCAGUUCAAGCACCAGAUCCCCUGGAUCUCGGGCGAGAUGAACCAGUUGCACGGGCGCAUCAACAUCGCCUUCAGCGUCAAGGGCACGCGCGGCGAGGCGCUGAUGCGCUUCGCGAGCUACCGCACCUCGCACAAGGGCCUCUUCGAGACGACCGAGUGGAGCCUCGAGACGCCCGACGGCCGCAGAAUCGAUCUGCUCGACGGGGCGGACCCGUUCCAGGGCAUUGUGGCGGAUGAGCUGGAUGACGACGUGGACGAACAGGCUGCAGCGGCGGCGGCGGCGACGAGGGGGUUCAGGCAGACAACUCUUAAAUAGAGGCACUCACUCCAUGGGUCUAAUUGACGCGGAGGGGAGAUAGGGGCGAGGCGUCUGUAACACGAUGCCGAACGAGGACGUUGGUUAAAUGGAGCGGAGCACCUCGGAAGUUACAGCUUAAAAGCACACACAUGGUGGUCAUUGGGUGGUUUAUGAUUUGGAGGGCGAGAUUGCGGCCCUAAGCUUUGCGCCUCUCGUAAGAGGGGCGAUGGAUGAUGGUGGUAAAUGUACAACAUGUAUAGUACACGGACUUUUUCGU
Messenger RNA from Colletotrichum destructivum, 1135 nucleotides. RefSeq names its product Putative cytochrome c oxidase assembly factor 1. Gene Ontology annotation, biological process: mitochondrial respiratory chain complex IV assembly. Gene Ontology annotation, cellular component: mitochondrial inner membrane. The record is from RefSeq and is a predicted model, not a curated record. Bases 214 to 876 code for a protein of 220 amino acids. The transcript is spliced from 2 exons. Lineage: Eukaryota; Fungi; Ascomycota; Sordariomycetes; Glomerellales; Glomerellaceae.